This is a messenger RNA of Exserohilum turcica Et28A, 1591 nucleotides long. RefSeq lists its product as uncharacterized. Gene Ontology annotation, molecular function: transmembrane transporter activity. The record is from RefSeq and is a predicted model, not a curated record. The transcript is spliced from 5 exons. Gene Ontology annotation, biological process: transmembrane transport. Lineage: Eukaryota; Fungi; Ascomycota; Dothideomycetes; Pleosporales; Pleosporaceae. The coding region runs from base 1 to 1449 and encodes 482 amino acids. Gene Ontology annotation, cellular component: membrane.
AUGGCUGCAGCCCUGCACCAGAACGGCAGCGCCUCAACAUGUCUAGAGCAGCCCAUCGAGCUCCAAGACGUCUCUGGUUUCCUCGCAAAGCCCCAAGAUGCCAAAAUAGCUGCACAGUCGCAGCAAGCGACUGCCAGUGGCGCUGGCCUGCGACUAUCAGACGCAAAGGGUCUCUACGACACCAGCGACCCCGUCGAGAACCUGCCCUCACCCACAACACAAGCUGCCGACAAGCUCGAACAAUGGAAUCAUCCCCGCUCAAACUUUUUUCGCACCGCCGCCGCUUUCUGGAGCUUUGUCGUCAUGGGGAGCAACGACGCUGCGUAUGGCGCCUUGAUCCCUUAUUUACAAGAUUACUACCAUUUGACUUUUGUCGUCAUUUCCCUCGUCUUCUUGUCCCCGCUCGUGGGCUACACGGCAUCGGCCCUGCUCAACAAUGCUAUUCAUCUCAAGUUUGGCCAGCGAGGCGUGGCCAUUCUCGCGCCCAGCUGUCAUCUCAUCGCGUACAUCGUCAUUGCUGUACACCCGCCGUAUCCUGUCCUAGUCGUCAUUUUCAUGCUAGCAGGGUUUGGCAAUGGUCUGGCUGACGCCGCGUGGAAUGCUUGGAUCGGUAACAUGGCAAAUCCGAAUGAGGUUCUGGGCUUCUUGCAUGCUUUCUACGGUCUUGGCGCCGUGCUGUCGCCGUUGAUUGCAACCACCAUGAUUACAAAGGGAAGCAAGCUGCCAUGGUACACCUUCUACUAUGUUAUGAUCGCCAUGGCCGCCCUUGAACUCGGCACCUCGGCAACCGCCUUCUGGCGCGAAACAGGUGCCAAGUUCCGUGCUGCCAAUCCCCGCACCGGCAACACAAAAGACACCCGCAUGAAAGAGGCUCUAAUACGUCUGCCUCAGGCUAGAGUCACGUGGCUCUGUGCCCUCUUCCUACUUGGCUACGUGGGCAUCGAAGUCGCCCUCGGUGGCUGGAUCGUCAAGUUUAUGCUGGAAGUGCGUGAUGGCGAGGACUUUGCCAGCGGCAUGACUGCCACGGGGUUUUGGAUGGGCAUUACGGUUGGAAGGAUGGUGCUGGGUUUUGUGACGCCCAGACUGGGUGAGAAACUGGCCAUUGCUAUUUACCUUCCUAUCACUAUGGCUCUUGAGCUCAUCUUCUGGCUUGUGCCUCAGUUCUACGUCUCGGCUGUGGCAGUAAGCCUACAGGGCUUCUUCCUUGGUCCCCUUUUCCCUGCCGCCAUUGUCGCUGCCACCAAGCUGCUUCCACGCCAUCUGCACGUCGGUGCCAUUGGCUUCGCCGCUGCAUUUGGUGGGAGCGGCGCGGCGAUUUUCCCAUUUGUAGUCGGUGCUAUUGCCCAGGCAAAAGGUGUACAGGUGUUGCAGCCCAUUAUCCUGGCGCUCCUAGGUGUCAUUCUUGCGCUGUGGCUGUGUUUGCCCAGGAUCCAUAAGAAGCAGGAGUGAGACUAGAUAUACAUCUACGCACGUGGAGGAAAGGAACAGUAUGGGAUGUGUAAAAGCCUUUAAAAAUUGACAUAUCCAACACACCGAGUUGCUAGUUUGCAUAUUAGUAGCGCUGCUGCAUCACCCAACAUGAACAUGUACC